This is a messenger RNA of Poecile atricapillus (Black-capped chickadee), 1097 nucleotides long. It is a transcript of the gene CACNA1A, whose product is annotated as calcium voltage-gated channel subunit alpha1 A. NCBI's taxonomy places the organism in Eukaryota, Metazoa, Chordata, Aves, Passeriformes, Paridae. Gene Ontology annotation, cellular component: membrane; neuronal cell body; voltage-gated calcium channel complex. The transcript is spliced from 9 exons. Gene Ontology annotation, biological process: calcium ion import across plasma membrane; chemical synaptic transmission. The record is from RefSeq and is a predicted model, not a curated record. Gene Ontology annotation, molecular function: high voltage-gated calcium channel activity. The coding region runs from base 12 to 1097 and encodes 361 amino acids.
ACAAGCAGUCCAUGGCCCAGCGCGCCCGCACCAUGGCCCUGUACAACCCCAUCCCGGUGCGGCAGAACUGCCUCACCGUCAACCGCUCGCUCUUCCUCUUCAGUGAGGACAACGUGGUGAGGAAAUACGCCAAAAAGAUCACCGAAUGGCCUCCUUUUGAAUACAUGAUUUUAGCCACCAUCAUCGCGAACUGCAUCGUCCUGGCGCUGGAGCAGCACCUGCCCGACGAGGACAAGACCCCCAUGUCGGAGCGGCUGGACGACACGGAGCCGUAUUUCAUCGGCAUCUUCUGCUUCGAGGCGGGGAUCAAGAUCAUCGCGCUGGGCUUCGCCUUCCACAAAGGCUCCUACCUGCGCAACGGCUGGAACGUGAUGGACUUCGUGGUGGUGCUCACGGGCAUCCUGGCCUCGGUGGGUUCCCAGUUUGAUCUGCGGACGCUGCGGGCGGUGCGAGUGCUGCGACCCCUCAAACUGGUGUCGGGGAUCCCAAGUUUACAGGUCGUGCUCAAGUCCAUCAUGAAGGCGAUGAUCCCCCUGCUGCAGAUCGGGCUCCUGCUCUUCUUCGCGAUCCUCAUCUUCGCCAUCAUAGGAUUAGAGUUUUAUAUGGGCAAAUUCCACACCACCUGCUUCGACCUGGUCACAGACGAGAUCAAGGUGGAGGUCCCGUGCGGGACGGACGAGCCGGCCCGGAUCUGCCCCAACGGCACCAAGUGCAAGAAAUACUGGGAAGGGCCCAACUACGGCAUCACUCAGUUCGAUAACAUCCUCUUCGCCGUGCUCACCGUCUUCCAGUGCAUCACCAUGGAAGGGUGGACCGACCUCCUCUACUAUAGCAACGACGCCUCAGGAACACUUGGAACUGGCUCUACUUCAUCCCCCUCAUCAUCAUCGGCUCCUUUUUUAUGCUCAACCUCGUGCUGGGGGUCCUGUCCGGGGAGUUUGCCAAAGAGCGGGAGCGGGUGGAGAACCGGCGGGCGUUCCUCAAGCUGCGGCGGCAGCAGCAAAUCGAGCGGGAGCUCAAUGGAUACAUGGAGUGGAUCUCCAAGGCGGCGCGGCUCCUCCUCUUCCCCCUCGAGGCCCCGCCCCCUGCGCACGUGA